This is a messenger RNA of Schistocerca gregaria, 2066 nucleotides long. RefSeq names its product immunoglobulin domain-containing protein oig-4-like. Bases 232 to 717 code for a protein of 161 amino acids. NCBI's taxonomy places the organism in Eukaryota, Metazoa, Arthropoda, Insecta, Orthoptera, Acrididae. The transcript is spliced from 4 exons. Gene Ontology annotation, biological process: cell-cell adhesion. Gene Ontology annotation, cellular component: cell-cell junction. Gene Ontology annotation, molecular function: cell adhesion molecule binding. The record is from RefSeq and is a predicted model, not a curated record.
UGUGUGAGCGACGCGCCGUGGUCCAGGUGGAGGGGGUAAGCCGCGCCAGUUGCAGCCGGGUCAGCGGCCGGAGUACCACAGCGCGCCCACCGCCAGCUGCGCAGGCUUAAAGGCGCCCAUCCGUCCGACCACCUGGUCAACCGCCAACCACCGGACGCGCGCCGCCUGCCCCAUACAACCACGCCGGUCGCAGCUGGGCGCGACAUCUGCAGAAGAGCCGCCGGCGAGGCGAUGCGAGUGGCGGGUGCGGCCGUGCUGCUGCUGCUGGUCGCUCUGGCGCCGCCCCCGGGGGCGGAGGGGCGGCGGGGGCGGACGCGGGGGCGGACCAAGUCCCGCGCGCAGAUCGGCCUCCCCGUCACCGGCCAGUACCGCGACGCCGAGACCGACAAGUACUACAACAACAACAACGGCGCCAAGAUCAUCAACUGGUCCCACUUUGACUAUGAGUACACGCUGGGCCAGAAGAUCGUCUUCAUGUGCGUCGCCAAGGGCAACCCCAGGCCCGCCAUCACGUGGUUCAAGGACGGCACCGAGCUGUACGCGCACACCUACCUGCAUGUUCACGAGUGGACCAUCGGCAAGGACCAGAUAAAGUCGAAGCUGGAGAUCGACCCCGCGACGCAGAUGGACGCAGGCGUGUACGAGUGUUCGGCCGACAACAUGUACUCCAUCGACCGGCGCAGCUUCAAGACGGACUUCAGCAUCGCCUUCGACUAGCCACGCCCCACGUUCCGAAACCACCGUGCAGCACGGGUCGGUGCCCGGAAGUAGCGCUUUUGUCGUCAUACAGCCUCCCGACAAGCUGUUGAGCAUUUGUUUUCCCUAAAAAAAACAACAACAACACUGCGCUGAAAAGGUGUUAAUACCCCAUGAGAGCAAAUACCGCAAGUACAAACGGUCACGUAAGACUUAUCAGUACGGCAAAUGCUGUCCUUCAAUGUCAACAAGUGUAACCAUUGAAACGUCCCCUUAGAAAAAUUAUAAAUGACUGUGCUUAAACUGACACACAACUUAAUCUGAGUUUCAAAAAUCCGUACAAAAGAAUGGCCCUGACUAACAAUAACCUAUACCUUUCAUGAAUCACUUACCUCACAAAACUCUUCGUCACUCAAACUACUGCAAUACAGCGAGCGCCACUACUGCCAGCUAAAUAAAAGAUUCAAACUACUGAAGGCACUAACUACUGAUAGACAUAGUUAGCAAAUGAAAGAUUUUGACAGAGAACAAACAAUGUAUUUACCUUAAUAGUGUUCAAAAGUCAUUAUAUAUAUAUAUAUAUAUAUAAAAGUUCAUGACAUCCAGUCUUACAAAUUUACUGUUUCUGAUGGACACACGUCCAGAUCGUCCGCUCUCAAUACUCCAUCUCUCUCCCCACAUCCACCACUGCUGGCGGCUCACCUCCAACUGCGCAACGCUACGCGCUGUUAACAGCCAACUGCCCAACACUACAAUAGCGAAUAUUCCAACAAUGCCAACUAGCCAAAGACUGCACACAGCACAGCCAGUGAUUUUCAUACAGAGCGCUACGUGGCAUCACCAACAUAAAAACCUAAACAGCCUACUUACACCAUUGUGCAAAAUAUGCGUCAAGUUGAGGGUAAUCGAAAUCUGUCUCUUCUCACAUUCGCAAGAAUUACACAGAGAUAUAUUCAUCAGCUUAUGACACUUGUGUACAGCAAUUCCUGCAAUUAAAAAAAAAAUUUGCCUACACUUUAGUGCGCCACUGCAACGAACAGCCGAAAUCGCUUAUGACUACGUCAAAGGGUCCUGCGAUUUACGCUCUCUAUUGCAGAUCCUCGCUCAAGCCAGAAUUUUGUUUUGUUUUUUUAUAUAAAUUUCGUAUAUGUAAAUUUUAGGCUGCUAUAUGGUUACAACAUCAAAAAGUAGUAGAAAUACACUGCACUUACAGUAAUCAUAAUUGAGUAUUUAUGGAGAGGCACAGAAGAGGAACUUUUCUUAUGUAUUGCGAUACAAUAACAUUACAGCAAAAUGUAAAAACAGUUAAUAAAUGGAGAAAGAAGUAGCAACGAUGUAAUCUGUUCAAUAAAGUCGAACAUAGCCUUGGA